Aegilops tauschii subsp. strangulata is the source of this 1999-nucleotide messenger RNA. The record is from RefSeq and is a predicted model, not a curated record. NCBI's taxonomy places the organism in Eukaryota, Viridiplantae, Streptophyta, Magnoliopsida, Poales, Poaceae.
AUAACUUGUGGGCUAAGAUUGCCCGGUGGGCCUAGCUAAACCGGCCAUAACAAUGACGAAGAUGUACAGCUGAUGCACCUACAUGAAAUGAUGAUAAGCAAUCUUGCUUCUGUUGUAACUGUUGUUGAAAAGUACCACAUGGCCUACUUGGAUAAGAAUGAACCUAGGACUUCAAUUCUCAGUGGAAUGGGCUGGGUGAAAGAAACCUUGCGCACUCCAGGGGAGAGCCACCGCAUGUUCCGUAUGAAUUCUACAAUGUUUCACAAUCUGCAUGAUCUUUUGGUGAGUACGUAUGGUCUGAAAUCAACUACGCAUAUGAGUACUUUUGAAGCUCUACCACUCUUCUUGUACGUCUGUGGUGGAUGUCACUCAAAUCGGGGAGUGCAAAAUCGAUUUAAGCAUUCCGGUGGCACAAUCAGUAGAAAGUUUGAUCUUGUUCUGCACAGCUUGGUAAAGAUGUCUAAAGAUUUUGUGCGACCAAAAGAUCCAAACUUCUCUACUGUUCAUGAUAGGAUCAGAAAUGAUAGGAGGAUGUGGCUACAUUUCAAAGACUGCAUUGGAGCUAUUGAUGGAACCCACAUACUUGCAACUGUUAAGCCUGAGGAUGUCAUUAGAUAUAUUGGCAGAUCAGGUAGUACAACUCAAAAUGUGAUGGCUGUAUGUGAUUUUGACAUGUGCUUCACAUAUGCGUCUAUUGGCCAGCCAGGUGCUAUGCACGAUAGUGUGCUUUAUCAUGCAUUAGUCGCAGAUAAAGAUGUCUUCCUGCAUCCUCCGGAAGGUAUUUUUCUACUGUAUGUUCAUAUCAGAUUGUGCAUUAUUGCAUCUAUUUCAUGUUGGUGUGACUUACACAUCUAUAUUUCAGGAAAAUAUUAUCUUGCUGAUGUUGGCUAUCCAAAUCGUCCAGGCUAUUUUUCACCAUUUAAGGGACAAAGAUAUCACGUUCCUGACUUCCGAAGAGGUGUUGCUCCUAGUGGCGAGAAAGAAAAAUUUAACCAUCUGCACUCAAGUAUUCGGAAUGUCAUUGAGAGAACUUUUGGUGUAUGGAAGAUGAAAUGGCGAAUUCUUCUCAAGAUGCCAAGCUACCCAUUGUACAAGCAAAAGAUGAUUGUUGCAGCAACCAUGGCUUUGCACAAUUUCAUAAGGGAGCAUGGUAUGACUGAUAAGCAUUUUCGUAGAUUUGAUUGGAGUCCUAACUAUGUACCGACAAUACCGACGAGGUAUAGGAAAUAUAUUAUUUCUCAAGAUGCAUCAGACUCAUCAACAUCAAGCACGAGUGGUAGGUCAAUGGAUAAGUUCCGUGAUGACCUUGCAAAGGCAAUUGCUGAAUCUACAAGCUAGAUGUUGUGAAUAUUUUCUAUGUCAUACUAUUUUUUGUUCCGAGACAACUAUGGGUAGAACAUUUUAUUUCAUCUAUUUAGAUUGAUCAUGUUCAUUAUAUACACUUGGAUAAGUUGCUACACAUAUAACAUAUAUUGUUAUAUACAUAGACCACUCUGUUGUUGUGUGAUAAUAAUGGGACCACUUGUAGCACACACAUGUGAUGGUUAUAAUUGCAAUCAACGUAAGAUGAUGCUUCAGAAAAGCUCAAAAUGAAUUGUUAACUAACGCUCCAUACAAUAUUCCUAUUCCUAUAUACUCCCUCCGUCCGGAAAUACUUGUCAUCAAAAUGAAUAAAAGGGGAUGUAUCUAGAUGUAUAUUAGUUCUAGAUACAUACCUUUUUAUCCAUUUUGAUGACAAGUAUUUCCGGACGGAGGUAGUAAUAUGUUAAUGUUCACAACAUGUCAUGGUAUGCCGGACGUAUAUGCAGAGGGGUGACAAAAGUAUCACAAUCAAGGGUAGUAUGGUCUAUUUAUUCCUAAACCCACAAAUCAGUGUUUUAGGAGAUAGCCCAACACUCUUGUAAAGCUGAUCCACCUCAUCCAGAUCCUCAUGGGAGUGGAUUCUCGGAGGAUCAGGAGCAGGGAGCUGUAAAAUGAGGAUCUGGAGCUCUAACGAACA